AAAAUUGAGGUUUGAAUAGACGGUUUCCUAGGGACAGGAGGCAAGCAAGAUACAACACUAGCUACACACAACAAUGAAAUGAUACAACUACCCUGUCCUGAAAUUGGUCUUUGAUAUUUGUCUAGCAUUUGAUUUGUACAUCUGGAGACAUCAUUAUAAUCUUUUUAGCAAAUAAGCAUAUUAAACAUGGAAAUAGUUUACGUAUACACAAAAAAACGAUCUGAAUUUGGACGACAAUGCAAUUUUGGUGAUCGUCAGGCAGAACUUCACGUAGAUAUAUUGCCAGAUGAAAAAUUAGCUGCUGAUUUCAUUGAAAGAAAUCCAUGCCAUGUUGGUAUACAAUGUGUUCCAGAAAUGUCAGAACAUGAGGUCAACACUGAAAGGUUUGAAUCAGAAAGUAGAGGGAUGAACCAUGUUGAAGGUGGGUGGCCAAAAGAUAUCAAUCCUGCUGAAAUAGAACAAACCAUGAGAUACAGAAAAAAGGUUGAAAAGGAUGAAAUAUACAUGAAUACAAUUUUGCAACUUGGAGAUGUAAUGGAACGAUGUAUUCAACAAAACAAUGCAAUAGAUAUUUAUGAGGAAUACUUUGAUGACAUCACAGGUGAUUCAAGCUGUGAAGCUCCAUCAGCAAAAACUAUUAACGUUUUCAGAGAUCCCAAUGAAAUAAAUCGAACAGCCACAAGUAUAUCUUGGUACCCAGAUGGAGCGCAGAAGUUAGCUGUUGCAUAUUCUAUCUUAGAAUUUCAAAAAACAGCCCCAAAUACAUGCUUAGAUUCGUACAUAUGGGACAUAGAAAAUCCAAACAAACCAGAUUUUACCUUGAAACCCGUUUCACCACUUGUCUGUGUUGAAUAUAAUCCUAAGGAUCCACACAUUCUUGUUGGAGGAUGUUAUAAUGGUCAACUUGGGUAUUGGGAUACCAGGAAAGGCUCACAACCAGUUGAAGUCACCCCCAUUGAGAAGAGUCACCGUGAUCCAAUUUUUGAUGUCAAAUUUAUUCAAUCUAAAACAGGAACGGAGUGUUUCUCCACAAGCACCGAUGGAUAUAUUUACUGGUGGGACACACGUAAACUUGGUGAACCCACAGAAUCAUUACUUUUAAAUAAAAACCCAAAGGAGGGCAAACCAAUGGGGGGAUUGGUUCUCGAUUACGAACCAACGAUGCCCACUAAAUUCAUGGUGGGCACUGAGCAAGGUGUUGUGUUGUCGUGUAACAGGAAAGCCAAAUCACCAGCUGAUAAGAUUGUAGCAUCGUAUAGUCAACAUUACGGACCUAUAUAUGCACUACAGCGGAAUCCAUUCUUCCCAAAGAAUUUCUUAACAGUGGGUGAUUGGACAGCAAGAAUCUGGUCUGAAGAUUUACGUGAAUCUUCAAUCAUGUGGACCAAACAGCAUAUGGCGUAUUUAACAGACGGUUGUUGGAGUCCUUCUCGACCUGCAGUGUUUUUUACAUCACGCAUGGAUGGAUGUCUGGAUGUGUGGGAUUAUUUAUUCAAACAGAAUGAUCCUACGUUGAGUAUACAGGUCUGCGACGAAGCGCUAAACUCAAUUAGAGUACAAGAUCAAGGCAGGCUGGUGGCAUGUGGUUCACACCAAGGGACAACAACAUUGAUUGAACUUUCAGAGAGUUUGUAUACGCUACUGCGACAUGAAAAAUCAACAAUGUCCGCUAUGUUUGAAAGAGAAACAAAGCGGGAGAAGAUAUUAGAAGCAAGACAUCGAGAGAUGAGACUAAAAGAACGUUCCAAAAGUCAACAGGAAAGAGAUAAAGAAGAAGAAAAGGGAGGCGAAGAAGAACAUGAAGAUUUGAUUGCAAAAGCGGAACAAGAUUUCUUUGCGUCAAUUAACGCCGAGUUGAAAGAACGCGAAACGAAAAAUGUCGACCGAUAUAAUGCUUUCCUUGAAGCACAAAAGGCGCUGGCGAAAAAUCAACUACCUGGCGAAACAAUGGACGAGAAACCGAAAAAUGGCGAAGAUGAAGAUAUUACGACGAAUGUGGAAAAUCAUACUGAUAAAGAAUCGACUGAGGCGUAGUUAUGAGACGUUCGUUCGUAUAUCUCAUGUAAAUUGGAAAUUUUUUUAUAUUUCAAAGUUCUAAGUUCUACUUGACAGAGAGAGUGACGUGAAGUAAGUUGUUGGAAUGCGUAUAAAUAUGUUAUAUGGGUGAAAAAGAUACUGAUUUUUACUAAAAUUAUUAUGUAAGAGAGUUUUUUAAAAUAUUCCAUUUUUCACUUUUAUUUUCUCGUAUUAUGGUAAAAUAAAUGGAGUAGGGACAUAGAGGUCGUGAGAAACGUCAAAAUAAAGUAAUUGAAGGAAGCUACCCCCAUAAAAUUUUUUUAGACAUUUCUCGUAACCUGACUUACAACAAAUUCCUUGGAAAAUAUUAAAAUGUAUUUUCGUAGUAAUAUAAUUUAUUUUCAUUACCAAAAGUUAAUAUAUAUAUUUAUAUGUUUUUUAUGUAUAUAUCUGUUUAAAUAUAAUUGAAGUUGUAGAAAAAUUUUAUUCUA
Messenger RNA from Hydractinia symbiolongicarpus, 2507 nucleotides. RefSeq names its product dynein intermediate chain 3, ciliary-like. The record is from RefSeq and is a predicted model, not a curated record. NCBI's taxonomy places the organism in Eukaryota, Metazoa, Cnidaria, Hydrozoa, Anthoathecata, Hydractiniidae. Gene Ontology annotation, cellular component: outer dynein arm. Gene Ontology annotation, molecular function: dynein heavy chain binding; dynein light chain binding. The coding region runs from base 187 to 2034 and encodes 615 amino acids. Gene Ontology annotation, biological process: outer dynein arm assembly; cilium movement. The transcript has 15 exons.